Chlorocebus sabaeus (green monkey) is the source of this 359-nucleotide messenger RNA. RefSeq names its product C-X-C motif chemokine ligand 8 (gene CXCL8). Gene Ontology annotation, cellular component: extracellular region. NCBI's taxonomy places the organism in Eukaryota, Metazoa, Chordata, Mammalia, Primates, Cercopithecidae. The record is from RefSeq and is marked provisional. Gene Ontology annotation, molecular function: chemokine activity. Gene Ontology annotation, biological process: immune response; chemotaxis; defense response.
GGAAGGAACCAUCUCGCUGUGUGUAAACAUGACUUCCAAGCUGGCGGUGGCUCUCUUGGCAGCCUUCCUGCUUUCUGCAGCUCUGUGUGAAGGUGCAGUUUUGCCAAGGAGUGCUAAAGAACUUAGAUGUCAGUGCAUAAAGACGUACUCCAAACCUAUCCACCCCAAAUUUAUCAAAGAACUGAGAGUGAUUGAGAGUGGACCACACUGCGUCAAUACAGAAAUUAUUGUAAAACUUUCCGAUGGAAGAGAGCUCUGUCUGGACCCCAAGGUACCAUGGGUGUCUAGGGUUGUGGAGAAGUUUUUGAAGAGGGCUGAGAGUCAAAAUUCAUAAAAAAACAAUGCAUUCUCCAUGGUAU